AAUGAAGGUUUGCAAAAACCUGUGUAAGCUUGUGACGUGACAGUUCAUACCUGGUAGUUGGGCUUGUGCACCGGGGAAAACAGCCAAAACAACCCUCCAAAUUCAAACUAAGAGGAUUCGCUAUGCAAGCAGCUAAAGUUUCAGAUACUCCUGUGGAGUUCAUCGUUGAAUACCUGCUGAAGGCUAAAGAGAUAGCUGAGAAUAAUGCAAAUAUUUCAGCUGAGCUGCGUGAUAAUCUGCAGAAAGCCCUGGACAUUGCCAGUGGACUGGAUGGAUACCUAGAACAAAUAAGCAGCCAGGAGAGCGAACCGCUGGCUGAGUUGCUUAGGAAAUCAAUUUGUCAUGACUGGGAUAAGGUGUAUGAGGAUGGAAAAACCUUAUUCCGGCUUCCUGUUACAUGCAUCACUGGACAGGUAGAAGGUCAAAUAUUGAAAAUGCUGGUCCACAUGAGCAAGGCAAGGAGGAUCUUAGAGAUAGGAAUGUUCACAGGAUAUGGAGCCUUAUCAAUGGCAGAGGCCCUACCAGUGGAUGGUCAACUCAUUGCCUGUGAGCUUGAGCCUUAUCUGAAAGACUUUGCUCAACCUAUAUUUGACAAGUCUCCACAUGGCAAAAAGAUAACUGUGAAGACUGGAACUGCUAUGGAUACCCUGAAGGAAUUAGCUGCUACAGGAGAGCAGUUUGACAUGGUAUUCAUUGAUGCAGACAAGCAGAACUACAUUAACUAUUACAAGUUCCUCCUGGACCAUAACCUUUUGCGUAUAGAUGGUGUCAUAUGUGUAGACAACUCUCUGUUUAAAGGGAGAGUUUACCUCAAGGACUCAACAGAUGAAAUUGGAAUAGCCUUAAGAGAUUUCAACCAGUUUGUCACAAAUGAUCCUCAAGUAGAGCAGGUCAUUAUUCCUCUGAGAGAUGGUCUCACUAUUAUACGACGAGUGCCCUACACACCUCAAGCAAACACAAAGAGUACGGUGACCUAUGAUGAGGUGUUCCGGGGAGUUCAAAGGAAGCCAGUACUGGACAGGUUACGUUUGGAUGGAAAAGUGGCCUAUGUAACCGGGGCUGGUCAGGGCAUCGGCAGGGCAUUUGCACAUGCUCUCGGAGAGGCUGGAGCCAAAGUAGCCAUCAUAGACAUGGAUAAAGAGAAGGCUGAGAAUGUGGCCUAUGAACUGACUUUGAAAGGUAUUUCAAGCAUGUCUGUUCCCGCAGACAUUAGCAAAGCAGAGGACAUUCAAAAGAUGAUUGACGACAUCGUUUCAAAAUGGGACACAAUUCAUAUCGCAUGUAACAACGCUGGUAUCAACAAGAACUCAGCCAGUGAGGACACCAGUCUAGAAGAAUGGGACCAAACCUUUAAUGUUAACCUCAGAGGGACUUUCUUGUGUUGCCAGGCGGCCGGUCGUGUCAUGCUGAAGCAAGGAUAUGGCAAGAUAAUCAACACAGCUUCCAUGGCCAGUUUAAUAGUUCCUCAUCCACAAAAACAGCUGUCCUAUAACACAUCCAAGGCUGGGGUGGUAAAACUCACGCAAACCCUGGGCACAGAGUGGAUUGACCGAGGAGUUCGAGUCAACUGCAUUUCCCCUGGUAUUGUUGACACCCCUCUUAUCCAUUCGGAGAAUCUGAAACCUUUAGUUCAGCACUGGCUGUCAGAUAUUCCAGCCGGACGACUGGCUCAAGUGACAGACCUCCAAGCUGCCGUGGUUUUCUUGGCAUCUGACGCUUCUGACUACAUGACAGGGCAUAACUUAGUCAUAGAUGGUGGCCAGAGUCUGUGGUAGAGAAAGUUUGCUUCUCAAAUCCAGCUAUAUGGUCUCUGCCACUGUUCCUUGAGGGUUCUGAGUGACUUGUGUCAUUUGUUACUUUAUUUUAAUGAUGCAGUACAUUUGGUGAAGGCAUGUACUGUACAUUUUAAGCAAAGGGGCCAGUGACAAACUUAUCAAAUAGUCUGUCAUUUACAAGCAACACUACUUAAAGGGUUAGUUCACCCAAAAAGAAAAUUGUCAUCAUUUACUCACCCUCAUGUUGUUUUCUGUAGAAUUCAAAAGGGGACAUCAGGAAGAAUGUUUACACUGCUAUUUUCCCCCAAAAUGGUGAGGCUGUAAAGCUCCAUAUCAUGUCAUUAGGUCUUGUCUCGAAACUGGCUGUGAUGCACAAAGUUUGAAUAUGCAUGAUUUGAGAGAGGGGAAGAUUAGCAGCAAGUAACGACUUAAAUUGUGGUCUGUUCCUCUGCUAUUGUAAUAUAUAGUCUUAUGGACUACUUUUUUGGGUGCUUUUUGUCCUUUUUCGAGCUUGAAAGUCCCUUGUGACCAUCCACUUUCAUUGUAUAGAAAAGAGUAGCGUGGACAUUUUGAAAAAAUAUCUCCUUUUUAGGUCCACAGAAGAAUAAAAUCACACAGGUAUGUAAUGGCAUAAGGGUGAGUAAAUUAUGACUCUUUUUGGUGAACUGUCUUUCUGUUUAACUGUAAUUGUGCAUUAUUUAAUUCUGUUUUGUAUGAGAUAUUUGCACACUUUUGCA
This is a messenger RNA of Xyrauchen texanus (razorback sucker), 2512 nucleotides long. RefSeq lists its product as uncharacterized. Bases 123 to 1775 code for a protein of 550 amino acids. Gene Ontology annotation, molecular function: O-methyltransferase activity; oxidoreductase activity, acting on the CH-OH group of donors, NAD or NADP as acceptor. The transcript has 11 exons. Lineage: Eukaryota; Metazoa; Chordata; Actinopteri; Cypriniformes; Catostomidae. The record is from RefSeq and is a predicted model, not a curated record.